UAUCAGUGCCCAUCUAUAUGUAACUGAUACACACACAAUUCAAAUACUGUUCUUUUACAAACCCUAGCUCUUCUGUGUAUCUGAAACCCUAGUAGCCUCGGACGCACCCCAAUCCAUCGACGACUCGGAAAAGUUAUAAGUCAAUAAAUAUAUAAUUUCUUCUAAAUUAGAAUUUACAUCUGGGGCCCGGGAUUUACGUGGAAAUCCUGACUUACACUGGUUCUUUUUAUCAAGGGUUCCUUCAAUCUCAGUCAAGGAGUUGUGUUAGCGUUGGAAGAUGGUGGGUGGGAACAGGAGAGAAGAGGGGUCGUUCACUGUGAGCAACACUAAUGUAUUUGCUGCGUUGGAGAGCCGGAGGAAGAAGAAGAAGUCUGACAAAGAGAAGAUUGUGGGGAAGGCCAGUAAGAGUGCCUCCAAAGCUGGGAAAUCGAAGGAACCUGAGGAGGAGAAGCCGCCGGUGUUCUGGGCUCCUGCACCACUCACAGCCAAGUCAUGGGCUGAUGUGGAUGAUGAGGACGAUGAUGAUUACUAUGCCACCACUGCCCCUCCCCAGUCUCUUUGGGUGGGUUCAGGUUCGAAUAAACCCGAAGAGUCUCAUAAACCAGAACCCUUGGAGGUAUAAGAAUAAAUUAAGAUAAUAUUGUAUUGUUGUUUUCUAGUGAUAACAGUGAUAUAAAUAGUGUUUUGCUCUGUUAAAAUUGAAUGGGUCGUUUGUUUUUCUGGUUUGUAUGGAUAUAUCCUUGAAAUAUUUGUGUUGAUUGCUGUUUAUGUGACAGUCUCUUGAACGCUUAGUUUUUUCUAUCUAUUAUCGAAGAAUGCAAUUUCGUUACUAUUGAUCGUAAUUAGUGAAUUAUUCACACACUUUUAUGAUUCCAAAGUUUGUUUUGUCGAUUUGUUGUUCCUCAGAAAAUGUUGCCAUCAAACAAAUUUUAGAUUUUUAAUGAUAAAAACCACCGUCGCAUAUUUAAUGUCUUGGUUGAAUUGACUUCAGGAUGUUGGGAAUAUGAGGAUAUCUUGUAUGUGUUUUUCUCACCUUUUUGCAGAAUUUUCGGGUGAAUUGUGUGCAAUGCAGUUUAUGGAAAAAUUGAAAAAGUGGGUGGCGC
Olea europaea var. sylvestris is the source of this 1103-nucleotide messenger RNA. RefSeq lists its product as uncharacterized. The transcript is spliced from 2 exons. Bases 278 to 622 code for a protein of 114 amino acids. The record is from RefSeq and is a predicted model, not a curated record. NCBI's taxonomy places the organism in Eukaryota, Viridiplantae, Streptophyta, Magnoliopsida, Lamiales, Oleaceae.